Caenorhabditis angaria is the source of this 890-nucleotide messenger RNA. Lineage: Eukaryota; Metazoa; Nematoda; Chromadorea; Rhabditida; Rhabditidae. The record is from the annotation of a GenBank genome assembly.
AUGAAUUCUGGAAAUAGUUCAUUUUUUGUGAUUUAUACUAUUGAUUCAAUUGCGGUAGGUUUUUAGUUUCUCAAAAAAAAAGAGAAUCUGAAAUUAUAUUUUUUCACAGAGUAUAACAAUCUUAUGUUUUGAUAUAUUUUUCUCUCGAAUUCUAAUUUAUAUAAUUCCACUUUGCCCAAUCAUAACUCCAUUUUUCUACGAAUCUUCAAUUAUUGCAAAAAUCUCAUUAUUUGUUCCAAAUUAUAUGAAAGCGAUGAAAGCAGUUACUCAAAUAUUCAUGUCAAUUAAUAGAAUGUGUUGUGUUUUAUAUCCAUUGAAUUAUACACAAAAAUGGAAAUAUUAUAUGAAACCAAUUAUAUUUAUUAUAACAUUGAGCCCUAAUUUGGUAACUUGGAAUUUAUUAAUUUCCCGACCUUAUUUGGUCCAAUCUUUUGGAGGAUUCGCAUUCUCAUAUUUGAAAAAGGUUUCUUGGGCGAAAUUAAGCACAUUUCAUUUAACAUUUGUAACUAUUUCAAUGUUUUUCACUUUUAUUUGUACAACAGUUACACUUUUUAAACUUAUAAUGUUACCGGAAAGAAUUAAAAGAACUGAAAAAACUCUCUGCAUUGCCACAAUUAUUAUUUCGAUUGGUUUUACAGCUGUGGCAAUUAAUCAGGUAAUUUGGAACUAUUUGAAUUUUCACGUAACAAAAAUAUUGCUAGUUUAUGUGGGCGUUUUGUGCACAAUGUCAAACUUCUGGAUUAUUAUAUUCGGUUCAGUUUUUGUGUUAUGAUUUAGUGAAUAUUGGAUCUCCGAUUGUUAUUAUUUUGAUAAGUCGAGAUUUACGGAGAAAUAUUUUCAAAAAACAAUCAUCGAUAAGUAUUGUUCGAAUGGUUACUUCACAAUUUUAA